Messenger RNA from Lachancea nothofagi CBS 11611, 645 nucleotides. The record is from the annotation of a GenBank genome assembly. NCBI's taxonomy places the organism in Eukaryota, Fungi, Ascomycota, Saccharomycetes, Saccharomycetales, Saccharomycetaceae.
AUGGGAAAUGAUGGUAGCUCUAUAUCCAGAGUUAAAUCACUGCAAAUAGCAGUUAAUUCAUCAAGUAAGAAACUUCAGAAUUCAGACUCUCGAAACUUCGAUUCGGACUCCAAAUGGGCUGUGGAUAGACUUACGAGCUUGCCGCUCCGACUUCCCUUGGUCAGUGAUUAUCAAGGUAACCUGUUGAACAAAGAAUCGGUCCUCGAGUGGCUCUUGACACCAGAUAAAGAGGAUUACACCGAAGAACAGGUUCGAUUAUUUGGCCAUAUCAAGACACUCAAAGACGUCGUAGAGCUGCACAACAUAAUAUUUGAUCAACCGAAGCACAGGUCACCAUCUUUGAGGUGCGACGUAGGAGAUGAAAUACUGGGAAAAAGUUCAGGAAAACUUGCUUAUCUAGCACAGUGUGGGCAUGUGCUUCCGCGGCGUAUGCUUGGGUUUGAGUGUCCUGUUUGUGGUAUUGCGCACUCUGCCACUGAUAUUAUUACCUUAAAUCCAAGUUAUGAUGAGCUAUCCAUUCUCCAAGCACGCAUGGACGAACUCGAGCACAAAGGCCUUACUCACAGCGGGAGAACCGCGAAGUCCAAGAAACGCAGAAGCAAGCAGCGAGAGUGUGGAAAGAACUCAAAACGGCGCGCCGCAUGA